Nymphaea colorata (pocket water lily) is the source of this 597-nucleotide messenger RNA. Its product is annotated as caltractin. The transcript has a single exon. Lineage: Eukaryota; Viridiplantae; Streptophyta; Magnoliopsida; Nymphaeales; Nymphaeaceae. The record is from RefSeq and is a predicted model, not a curated record. Gene Ontology annotation, cellular component: myosin II complex. Gene Ontology annotation, molecular function: calcium ion binding. The coding region runs from base 1 to 597 and encodes 198 amino acids.
AUGGCAUCAAAGCAGCAGGCGAAGGGCACGAGCGUACCGGUGACGCAGGCGCCCAGCCGCAAGAAGAUCCUCAACAACCAGCAAGUCCUCACCUCCUCCCAGAAGAACGAAAUCAAGAAGGCAUUUGACUUCUUCGACAUCUCUGGCUCGGGGACCAUCGAGGCAAAGAAUCUGAAGGUCGUUCUCAGGGCGCUUGGUUUUGAUCCCAGCAACGAGGAGAUCAGCAACCUCAUCCGGGACUUGGGCAACGGGAAAGAGAAUGCGAAGUUCGACGAAACCAAAAUUGACUUUCAGGAGUUCCUGGAGAUCAUGAUCGUGAAGAUGAGUCAGAAGGACAGCAACGAAGACAUCCAGAAGGCCUACAGGCUGUUCGUCGACGAGAGCAGAGAGCCACGUGUCAUCACCAAACGCAGCCUCACCAAGGUGGUCGAGGACCUCGAGGAGGAUCUGACUGAACAACAGAUCGAACAGCUGAUUUUCGGAGCGAACAACAAGUCUAUUGAGGAGAAGGACAACAUAAAGGAGGAACUGACUGUCAACGAGGCCCAGUUCAUUAAGAUUAUUUCCAGAGAGCUCAACGAGGACAAGAAGAAGUGA